AACAAACAUCACGAUGGUGAGAGCGAGAGCAAAAGCUACGGAGAAGACCCACUUUUGGACGGACGAAGAGACGAGAUUUAUGCUUCUUCAGCUGAAGGAAUUAAACAUUUUAAAGUACAUGGACGGUCGAAGAACUCGAAAUGGGCACCUUUUUAAAAAAGUGGCCGAGAAAAUGCAAGACGCGGGGUGUAAGAGGACAGCGGAGCAGGUCCGCGUACGGUGGAAACAUCUGAAGCAGAACUACAGCAACUCUAAAAAACAAAAUCAGACAGGUGGACUCAACCGUGUCCAGUGUCCGUUUUCAGACUUGCUGGAGGAGCUGCUAGGGGGGCGGACAUUGUUCCCUGCCGAAGAAAACGGCGAGGACAUUGGAUUCCCUCCUGUGGGAUUCAGCCCUUCCACCUCAGAGAGUGUACUGGGGGCUGAGGACCUCGACGACACAAUGGAGGUUAGCCAGCAGGCUGAGGACGACUCUGAGGUGGAAGGGAUAAGCACUCCUCAGCAUCCAAGGACCACCAGCACACCUACACCAGAUGCAGCUGGGACAACAACAAUAAACCCUGCAAGGAGGCGGCGCGGUGCACAGAAUAUGGACACACUUUUCCAGAGGCUGGAGGAGAUAAAUACCAGCUUGAGGCAGCAUUUGAGGGAGAGUGGGGAGAGGGAGGAACGACUGGUUCAACGAAUUAUUGACAGCAAUGCCAGUUUGGUCUCUGCGCUGCUGGAGGGCAUACAGAGCUUGCGCCCACCCACCCAUCCACACCCCACAAUGUCUCCACAUCCAGACUCCACAGUGCCUCCACAUUCAGACCCCAUAAUGCCUCCACAUCCAGACCCCACUAUGCUUCCACAGCCACUGAUAGAACACAUUAAAGAUGAAGAAUAAUAAUAAGAA
Solea solea (common sole) is the source of this 895-nucleotide messenger RNA. RefSeq lists its product as uncharacterized. The record is from RefSeq and is a predicted model, not a curated record. The coding region runs from base 14 to 886 and encodes 290 amino acids. The transcript is spliced from 3 exons. Lineage: Eukaryota; Metazoa; Chordata; Actinopteri; Pleuronectiformes; Soleidae.